AUGGCGAACGACGCGUUUUAUUCUAUCAGUUGCAAGGAUAUUGAUGGAGGCGUGCAUGAUUUAAACUCUUACAGGUUAGAUUGUUCUAUUUAUUUACUCUCAAAGAGGCAAAAUGUUACAAUGUCAAAGGAACCCGAAACCGAGGAUGUCAUCAAAAAGAACAUGCGCGAAAAGUACCAUGUCACGUUUGACGUGUUUAGUAAAUGCAACGUCAACGGUAGCGAUGCCCAUCCGCUGUUUACCUACCUCAAGAAGUCUUUGGUGGACAGCGAGAAGCCUGACAUCUCAUGGAACUUUGCUAAGUUCCUAAUUGAUCGUAAAGGCAAUCCCUACAAACGCUACCGACCGGAAUCUGCUCCACAGGUAAUCACUACUUCUUAA
This is a messenger RNA of Dibothriocephalus latus, 381 nucleotides long. NCBI's taxonomy places the organism in Eukaryota, Metazoa, Platyhelminthes, Cestoda, Diphyllobothriidea, Diphyllobothriidae. The record is from the annotation of a GenBank genome assembly.